AUGUCCCAUUUGUUAUACGAUACAACCCAUUUCAACCACCUGCGCAACGAAACACGUGGGACGUUUAUAUGUGUGAAGCCCAGUGAAACGUUAAUGGGUUAUAUGUUGUCUCCACGAAAUUUUGUGAGUGAACAGCGUUUUCAAAUUCGCCUGUCUCGAGAGGUAGAGUUUCAAAGAGGCAAAAAAUUUACUGUUGCGAAAAAGGACACCAAAACUACACUCAAUGUGAUUUGCACUGAAACAGGGAAAAUUGAAAAAGACAAAGAUAACCAAAUUAUGAAAGGCAAUGUCUUUGGACUCGUUCAAGCAUUUUGUAAUGACGAGAAAAAUGGUUCCAUGAAGGCUUUUGUGUGGACAUACACUGGGUAUUGCACGACGGAGGAGAUGUUACGGAGUAUGUUUCUCAACCACGACGUAGCAUGUAACGAUGACAACAAGAAAAGUUUAUUAGUACGAGCUCGAGUAGUUAGUGCGCUUAAGUAUUGGAUUGAAAAUAUAUGGAACGUGAUAAAAUCAAACGAGAAAAAUGUCGAUGACAUCAUGUAUGAAUUUUUGAAAAGAUUGAAGAAUUAUGGGAUGACUAGAGAACACGAUUUGAUACGUUCAUGUUACCAACGAGUUAUGGACGGAGUCGAAGUUGAGUACUUCAAAACACAACGAAACAUAGAGUUUUCAAUUCCAAUGUUUUCGGAUAUAGUCGGGCACUCGAUUGAAACAAGCGUAUUCAAUUUAUUACAUCCACUUGAAUAUGCAAGACAAGUCACUUUGAUCACAUCGGAUAUGUUCAGACGAAUCAAAUUGUAUGAAAUGUUGAUGUGGUCGAAUAGUGAAAAGGAGUCUUGUCAGAACAUUAUGUCGAUUCAAAAAUUCUUUAAUGGACUACAGAACCACUUUACUCGAAUGUUAUUGUCGGAGAGUCGUGUUGAAAAACGAAUCAAAAUAGUCGAGCGAUUGAUGCAAAUAGCGAAUUACUGUUACACCUAUCACAACUUUGACACUGUUUUGUGUAUCAUGCUUUUAUUUGGUACGUCUGCAAUUCAUCGAUUGAAGAGAACGUUCGAAGGACUCAACCAAGAGACACAAGACAUCAUGAAAAAAUUGAAACCAUUAACUCUUCCUGAUAAUAACAAAGAAGUUCUGCGUGCUGAGACUAACAAAGUCAUUGGAAACCCAAUGGUCCCAUAUAUCGGUCUAAUUUUGAGUGACUUGACCUUCACAAACUUUGGGAACAAAACAAAGGAGGGGGACUUAAUUAACUUUGCGAAGUGCAGACAAAUCUCGAAAAUACUCGAACAAGUUGUUUUCAUGCACCAACAAACAUACUCCCAACUCAUAGUUAGUGAUAUUAAUAUUCGAGCGAUGAUACUUUCGGACGCUGCGCUUGAGUUGACGAUGUCGGACAAAGAGUCGUACGAACUCUCCCAGAGGACUGAACCAAAAGUGUACUCUCUCAUUCCCCCAGAGAAGUCAGUGAACCGGUAUACCCUGCACUUCCCUGGCAAAAGACUCAAAACAGUUUCAGUCUCAAAUACGUCGAGUACACUCCUUCAAGUGUUUUAUGACGCACUUGGGGUCGAUGUGUCAAAGCAUCAGAUAUACAUCUUCUACACUGGACAGAGUAUAAACGAAUCAAUCAGUCCGAAUAACCCCGUGAAUCGAAUUAAAAUAGUCGAAAGAGAUACUGAAGUUGUUGUGUGUGCUCUUCAAAAGGUGAUGUAUGUCAACAUUGUCUUGGAGUACAAUAAGGUCCUAUGUCAAACAACAAUUCCGUUGGACCCAACCCUUCCAUUGGAGUAUUUAAACCCGAUUCUACAAACGUACACAUCGACGGCGUCAUAUCCAAUUUUGCUGAAGUCGAAUCGAGUGUGCGGGUGUAUGUUACCUUCGUUGUCUCUUGAAGAGAUUGAAUGGAGUGAUGGCGACACCAUCUUUCUGAUACCAAUCCGCGAGCUUAAAAAUGGACUUGGGGAGCUCGAUUAUGAUUCGUUGCGGUUCAAAUCGUCGCGCUUCUUCUCGACGUUCACUGGGACGUUUGAUGGGAAAAGGGCGGAUGUAGUCAUAGUAGAUGUCAUGGUUCUUGUGUAUAUAACGGAGACCCUUCAUUCUGUCUUUCCGAUCGAGACCAUGAGUCUCCGAUAUGAUCCGUGGGGUGGGACUAUUGAGUUUUCAUUUUUGGGAAAAGAGAACAUUGAGGUUUAUCAGAAUGUUGUGAUUGAAAUGGAGAACCACACGGUGCGAGAGUUAAUGAAACGGAUUUGUCAAAUCAGUAAAAAGCAGAGGAAGGUCCGAUUGAUUGGGACGAAUCGGUUUUAUGUUGAAAGUGACACAACGGGCAUUCCCGUCCGCCUUGAGAAACUUAUUAAUGUGAUGUACCUCUCCAAAGAAUUCACCCGAAUGGACUUCUUCGAUUUUGAUAGAAAGGACAUUUUGGGCAAUUUGAAACAGUUUGAGGAGGACGGAAUCAUUGAACCAAAAGACACUGCUGGGAUAUUUGUGUGUUAUAUCAAGAGCUUGGGAGAACCUUUAAUAUCAUCUGACCACACGAAGCACUUUAUUUCGUUUGACUUUUUGGACAGAGAAGACCGGAUAGAGUUACUUAAGAGAGCGUUCCAUGAAUUGACUGAGACGAUUCGACCAAUUUCAGUGUUAGUUGUUAAGGUCUUGUCCCUGUUUUUCUCGUUCACGAAAAAUCCUGCACCACAGGGUUUCUCCGACUUGUUGUUUGACAAUUUGCCUGAUAAAGGAUUGGCAGAGAGAAUUCUGACGUAUUUAGUACUGAACGCGGAAAGCAUUUUACCAACAAUGAAGACGGAAGAAAAUCACUUAUACACGCCGUUUUUGCCAUCAGUUGACUUCCUCCCCAAUUCGACGAUCUUGCAAAUCAACUCGGGGAUUGCCAUUUCAAAUGAACCGUCGAAUGCUAACGACUUGAUAUACAAAAAGAACUCGAAGAUAUCGCCAAGAAUCACACAAGACCUUGCACGUUCAUUUAUUGAAACCCCAAGAAGACACGCCCCAAAAAGAAACCUCGGACGAACGGACUCGAUGUUCAUGACGAAUAGCCAGAAACAAUCUCAACUCACGAUGGCCACUCUGAGUGACUCUGAAUACCCAAUGUCUAGUUUAAGUACGAACAUUAAUAACUCAUUCACAGGUCGGACCAGUAAAAACACACACAAAAUAAUGCCAUCGCCAACACAAUCGAGACUUGCGUCUUCACAAUUAAUUAAAUCGCCUCCAGUCAACACACCAAGCAGUAGAGAAGAACAAAGUGAAAGCCCUUUUAAUGAAGAAAGUAAGUUACAAGUUUUGGAGUCGAAGAAAUUUGAGAGUAAACGAGUGCUACAAAUCAGGCAGAGGUUUGAGUCUCGGUCGGGGCAGAGCACGCCGAAAAGUGAACGGUCAUCGCCGAGGAAUGUAGAGGACUCGAAGGAAAAGCGUAACACUUUUCAAGAGGCGCUGAACUUCUUUCAAAAACCAUAA
This is a messenger RNA of Entamoeba invadens IP1, 3483 nucleotides long. RefSeq names its product guanine nucleotide exchange factor, putative. The record is from RefSeq and is a predicted model, not a curated record. Gene Ontology annotation, molecular function: guanyl-nucleotide exchange factor activity. Bases 1 to 3483 code for a protein of 1160 amino acids. Gene Ontology annotation, biological process: Ras protein signal transduction; positive regulation of GTPase activity. The transcript has 2 exons. Lineage: Eukaryota; Evosea; Mastigamoebida; Endamoebidae. Gene Ontology annotation, cellular component: plasma membrane.